CCCCUUCCAGAUCCGCCAGCCCAUUUGCUGUCAGAUCCAGAUAUUCAGGCCGCGCUCGAGUGUAAUCGCCAGCACAUCCGAGUCGAGACUCCAUUCAAUGUUGACAAGCUUGAAGCCAUGCUUGUCAGUCACCCUAAUCAGCCCUUCGUGCAGUCCGUUCUGAAGGGCCUUCGCCAUGGCUUUUGGCCUCCUGACGAGGGCGAAUGGAAAAUCGAAUGCGCUGAGGUAACUGACAACUAUCCGUUAACUUCACCUGAUCUGCAUGCGAUCCGUGCCUUUCGAGAUCGGGAGACCGCGGCAGGUCGAUGGUCCUCCGAGAUCUCACAACUCCUCCCAGGCAUGAAGAUUUCACCGAUGUUUGUUGUUUGGAGGGACGACAAGCCACGUGUCGUGACGGAUCACUCGGCAUCUGGCCUUAAUGACGGGAUACCCCCUGCGCAGGCUAAGGUUCGUUAUGAUAACAUGCAUGACUUCGGCCAAGAAAUGCGC
Molecule: messenger RNA, 489 nt
Organism: Laetiporus sulphureus 93-53
Lineage: Eukaryota; Fungi; Basidiomycota; Agaricomycetes; Polyporales; Laetiporaceae
Exons: 1
Source: RefSeq, a predicted model, not a curated record